Messenger RNA from Apodemus sylvaticus (European woodmouse), 1398 nucleotides. It is a transcript of the gene Slc17a1, whose product is annotated as solute carrier family 17 member 1. The record is from RefSeq and is a predicted model, not a curated record. The transcript has 11 exons. Lineage: Eukaryota; Metazoa; Chordata; Mammalia; Rodentia; Muridae. Gene Ontology annotation, biological process: phosphate ion transmembrane transport; monoatomic anion transport. Gene Ontology annotation, cellular component: membrane. Bases 1 to 1398 code for a protein of 465 amino acids.
AUGGAGAACCAGCACCUCCCCAAGAAAGUUCCAGGUUUCUGUUCCUUUCGGUAUGGACUGGCGAUCCUUCUGCACUUCUGUAACAUUGCCAUCAUGGCGCAGCGAGUGUGCCUGAAUCUCACAAUGGUAGCCAUGGUGAACAACACAGAGCCACCCCAUUUAUCUAACGGAUCUGUAGUGGAGACAAUGGAUAAUGUAAAGAACCCUGUGUAUUCCUGGAGUCUUGAUAUCCAAGGGCUUAUUCUCAGUUCUGUCUUCUUUGGUAUGGUUGUGGUUCAAGCUCCUGUUGGGUACCUAUCUGGAAUAUACCCAAUGAAGAGAAUAAUUGGGUCUUCAUUGUUCCUCAGCUCUGUGAUAUCCCUGCUCAUCCCACCAGCUGCGCAAGUCGGAGCAGCUUUGGUCAUUGUCUGUCGAGUACUCCAGGGAAUAGCCCAGGGAACAGUUUCAACAGGACAGCAUGAAAUAUGGGUCAAAUGGGCACCUCCCUUGGAACGAGGCAGACUUACCUCUAUGACUCUAUCAGGGUUUGUAAUGGGACCAUUUAUUGUCCUGCUUGUGAGUGGCUUCAUCUGUGAUCUUCUGGGCUGGCCCAUGGUUUUCUACAUUUUUGGUAUUGUUGGCUGUGUUCUGAGUCUUACCUGGUUCAUUCUAUUCUUUGAUGACCCCAAAGAUCACCCAUAUAUGAGCAGCAGUGAGAAGGACUACAUCAUAUCCUCUCUCGUGCAACAGGUCAGCUCACGCAGACAAUCUCUGCCCAUCAAAGCUAUGCUGAAGUCUCUUCCACUCUGGGCCAUUAUCCUCAAUAGCUUUGCAUUCAUAUGGUCCAACAGUCUCCUGGUUACAUACACACCGACAUUUAUCAGCACCGUCCUUCAUGUUAAUGUUAGAGAGAAUGGACUUCUGUCCAGCCUCCCUUAUUUGCUUGCCUACAUCUGUGGUAUCGUAGCAGGUCAGGUGUCAGACUUCUUCCUGUCCAGGAAGAUUUUCAGCGUAGUUACUGUCCGGAAACUCUUCACCACACUAGGGAGUUUCUGUCCUGUGAUCUUCAUCAUGUGCCUGCUCUACCUGAGUUACAACUUCUACAGCACCAUCAUUUUCCUGACACUUGCCAACUCAACACUUAGCUUUUCCUUCUGUGGACAACUUAUCAAUGCCUUGGAUAUUGCUCCCAGAUAUUAUGGAUUUCUUAAGGCAGUCACAGCCUUAAUUGGAAUGUUCGGGGGCCUAAUUUCUUCAACUAUCACUGGGUUGAUCCUUAAUCAGGAUCCAGAAUAUGCUUGGCAUAAAGUCUUCUUUUUGAUGGCAGGCAUUAACGUGACAUGCCUGGCUUUCUACCUUGUAUUUGCUAAAGGAGAAAUUCAGGACUGGGCUAAAGAAACUAAAACCACGCGGCUGUGA